This is a messenger RNA of Toxoplasma gondii ME49, 9114 nucleotides long. Its product is annotated as acid phosphatase. The transcript is spliced from 3 exons. Lineage: Eukaryota; Apicomplexa; Conoidasida; Eucoccidiorida; Sarcocystidae. Gene Ontology annotation, molecular function: acid phosphatase activity; ferric iron binding; ferrous iron binding. The coding region runs from base 1109 to 6007 and encodes 1632 amino acids. The record is from RefSeq and is a predicted model, not a curated record.
GCCUCCUUCUACGUCUCGACGAUGGGGUUGUCUGGGCGGCAAACCCAGUUACAGCGAUACCGCGUUCGUUUGUGAAUCCGCGCUUGUACCUUCGUGGUAUCGCGCCUUGACGCCGCGCCCUCGUACAAGUCUUAAAAUAUUUUCCUUCUCAGUUGCACGUGGAGGCCGCCACAACUCAGGACUCGUGAAACGAUUUCCCUGUACAAAUUAUAGAAAUUUUCCCCACGCAAAAAAUCGGAAGGGGAGCUGUUUAGGGUCAUGUCUUCCUCUCGAUGCGCUUCCUGGCGGGGCAGACGGUCAAGCGACCCCGGGUCUGUGCCUGCUGGGUUUGAGUGCCUGUGCAGUGAUCUCGACUAGUAUCUUUCUAGGGAGUAACCGUUUGUCAGAGACCACGUGUCUGAUUCUUCUGGUUUUUGGCCCGAGCCUCUUUUGUAGAUAUGUAUCUUCUCUAAACACUGUCUUUUCCUGGCAGCCUGGGGGUACCCCGCUCCGGCCCUUCAGGUGCGCGGGCAGACUCGCCAGUUCUGGUUCAUCUCCUGUAAUGCCUCUCAGCGUAGAGUUAUAAAACCAGCUGUCCUGUUGAUGAACCACCACGUCUUUCUCGCCUUCUUCCCUUCCUCUCAAUUUCUUUGUCUCCCCAGCCGACGCACAGGCAGCCCAGAAUGCGUCAAACUGCCAGAAGUUCGAGCCGUUGAGCGAUCCUUCUUGCACUCUGGAGCAUUGUUUACCGCAGGCCACUUUGCCGGUGGCCUGGAAAUUGUUGCCACUCCGAUGUUGGUCGCAGCACUGACCUACGAAGGGAGCAGAGCGACACAUUCUCGGUACCGCAGAAUUCGCUGGCUGUUGGGCACGCGCGGUUUCCCCAAUGGCCUGGAAGUAGCACACCAGUGAGUUAUUUCUUAGUUCAAUCUUACAUAUUUCUCAAAGCGGCGAGCCCCUUCCUGCCGUGUUUCCCAGUGGCAUCCAGCCGUGGUGACCACCAGGGUGCGGCGUCGUGCUGAGGCUGCUUGGAGGCCUCCAGAUUCACGCAUGCCAGUGUUUCAAGCCGCAUCGACGCUCUUAGUUUUCCUAGACGGCCGCUCAGACCAAGCUCAUUACGUGCAACAACAUGGAGUCGAGAAGGUUCGGCCGGCUGACGGUGUCCCUCGCGAUUUCCACGGUCGUGGUGCUGCUCUGCAUUUCGACCUUCGGGGCGUUCCCUGCCUCCACUAGCACGAGCGAAUGGGUGCCAACUGUCUCGUCCGUCGGCGCCGAACCGGCGGCGCAGCGGUCCAAGAGAUCGGGUCCGAUUUCUCGCCGCUUGGACGCGCUCAUCACAAAGUCGCUGAGGAAAAUGUUGACGUGGGAGCCAGUUGAGCGUCCCGUGCCUUCCCUGAACUUGGACGAAGUCGUUUUUGUGGCGGGGAAGCACACGGCUGCGCUGUCAGCGUCCUUCGAAACGACGUUGGAAGAUAUCCUCGUGCUUUUCUACCGCUGGUUCGACGACACGAAGACCACGAACUGGGCAGGACAGGGCCUGGUUACGAUGGAGUCCCUGAAACGCCAGCACACGCGCUACGGCAGCCAGAUGGUGAAGGACUACAUGAAGAAGCAAGAAGAGCCCGAGGAAGACGAAGAAAAGAAGAAAGCAAAGCUGCAGCCCGUCCAGUUUUAUGCGGGGCUCGGGACCUGCCAGCGCCGCGUGCGUGACUGGCUCUUCGACGGGAAUACUUUCCAUCGACGCGGUGGCGAGGCGUUUCGCAUCCCCGACCAGCUCACCGAAAACGACGUGAGCUUCAUGCGGGGUCUGCCGUUCAGCGUCAUUCGCGUGGCCCAGGGCGUCUUCUCGGAAGAGCCGCCUGCGUCGGUCAAGCGCCUCCAGCGUGAACUAAAGAUCCGCGGCGUCACAACGAUUGAAAAGCUCUUGUCGAGAACGAAUUUCGUGGACCUGUUUGUCCUCUUUGACGUCUUCGACGAAACCCUGAGUCAGAUCGACGUCCUCCGCGAAUACCAUCAGAACUGGCAAAAGUACAAAAGUGAAAGGUACUCCCCUCCCCAGGUUCCUCUCGGCGAAUGGACGGAGAAACGAACCAUGGAAGAGAUGCUUCUUGACGAUAACUACGCAGAGACGGACUUCCCAAAGUGCACCACGCUCAAGUGCGUCAUGCAGUGGACGUGGCGCAAGACACCCGAGCGCACCAUCGAAGUGCACAAGAAAAAUGUCAACGCGCUCAAGCUUCUCCUCAUCGGAAGCCCCGGCCGCGAACAGUCCUACACGCCUCGCGACAAGCGGUCAAAUAUGCACUUUCUGAAGAAGCUCGGAGACUUCCAGGACCUAGAACACACCGUCGACGCCCUGAAAGACUGGCACACGCGCGAAAAGGCAGACGCGGUUCUAGGUUUGGGAGACAUGCUCGGGCUUCCUGGUGCCACCACGGUGCGGGACGAACGGUUUCAGAAAAAGUGGCAUGAUAUCUUCAUCAAGGAUGCCGGCCUCGAUAUUCCCUGGCUGAUGACCCUCGGAGACGCAGACUCCGUUCUCAGUCCCUCUUCGCAAAUUCGGUACCACUACUCAGUUCAGCAGAAGAAUUGGCACAUGCCGAACGACUACUACACAGUGAACUUCAAGUUUGGUGCGAACCUGACGCUGGCAAACGGCAUGUUCGAGGAGACAGCCUUCAACGCCACAGUAAUUGCCAUCAAUACCUGGGACCUCUUCGUCGGUAACCCCGUUGCGAACAACAUGGCAUCGUGGACGAACAAGCUGUGGUGGCUGAGUGAGCAGCUGUACCAAGCGACGCAGAAGAACUCGUCAUGGAUCAUUGUCAUGGGACACCACCCGAUGCUGUCGACGGGGACCGAAGGCGAGCAAGCGCGCCUGCAGAAUAUCGACGAUCUGUCGAAGAGCCGGCGGUCUCGCGGCCUGGAGUCGUUCCUGAUCAACACGUUGUUCAUGCAUUACCAGGUGGACGCGUACGUGUCGGGUCACGACCAUUUGAUGGAGUACAACUCCAUUACAGACGUGGACCGCAACGUCACGGUGUCAUUCAUCACAAGCGGCGCGACCACGCGUUUGUUCCACAAAGACGUUGGCCGAGGGUGGGUCGGACGUUUGCGCGGGGCUCUCUAUCCCGUGCUGUGCUGGGGAGGCAGGAAAGUGAUUUACGCGCUGAACCCGGGAGGCUGCAAGCCGUUGCACAAAGACCAGCAGCACCCGGAGCAGUUCUUCGUCCAGUCCCACGGCGGCACUUACAAGGUGAACAUUGAGGAGCGAGUGACGACGGCGACUGGUUUCGCUGCGAUGAAACUGACCAAGGACUACUUGCUCAUGGACUUCAUCGACGCGCGAACGCGGAAGUCGGCUGUGCACAAGGUGUACAGACGGACGAAUCGCGAGGGAAGAGACAUCAAGUUCAUGGACCCGUUUGCCGACGGCCGGCUUCGGUACGAGGAGCUCCUGCUCGACCGCGAGGCGUUUGAGGCAGAAAACGCCGAGGCGAUUGAGAAGGAAGUCGCUUUCGCGCGGAGGUGUCCCGUUCUGGCCGAGAGGCUGAAGUUCCACAUCGCGGAGAUGAAUGAACUCGCGAGCAAAUACAGCGAUUUGGUCCAGCAAAAGGAAGCGUACGAAACCAUGACUGACAUGAUGCGCGAUGCGAUGGCCCAGAUGGGGACAAACGUCCAACGGAAGAUCUCGGAGAUUCUCUCCAGCAUGUACGUCAUCUCUGCAGACCACCUUCGACUGGAGCAGAAGUACAAAGAGAUCCUCCAGAGCAAGGAGAACUUGCCAGAGAAGGAAGAUCCGCGCUACAAAGAUCUGUUUGAACUCGAAAAACAGUACGCAGAGACUCGCAAACUGCGCCGGAAGACGUUCGAUGCCUUGCAGUCCGAUUCCGGCUCGGUCGACGUGGACGACGAGGAGAACCUCAGGAAGUACAUCAUGACCAUGAAGCUUCUGCGAAAGCAGAUGGAUGAUCUGGAGCGAGAGAUGAAAGAGUAUCCCGACAUCGACCAGAAGAAGGCCGCGGACGAGAAAAAAGCCAAGGCCGAGCGCGAGAUGCGCGCUCGGGGGCCGAAGAAUACCAUUGUCAUCAAACCCCUCGACACGUCUCUACUGGCACGCAUUCGCCGGAAGGAGCUGCAACUCCGGCGCCACCAUGCUGUUUUUGAGGGCCUCAAGAGGUACCCUCAGUCUGGGCUGAAGAAGGUGAGAGCGGAGAUUGACAUUCUCAAGCGACAGGAAGAAAGCUUGAGGCGGGAACUGGCCCACCUCCACACGCUUCGGCAGCGCAGCCAGCGGCCGAUGCGGCCCUCGGAUCAGUGGGAGAAGUUCCAACUGAAAGACGAACUGGAGACGAAGCUACGCCAAAUCAAGGCGUACAUGGACGGCACUGACCAGAUGCCGGCAGCGAAACGUUACUCGCAGAGUGUGCAGGACGAGAUUGAGGCGAUCGAAGCUCAGCGGGCCACACUGGAGAAGCAGCUGACUGAAGUAGUCGACGAACUGGCGGACCGCAAAAUGACUGCGGUCCAGAUCGCCUUCUUAACCAAAAGCGCCGAACUCAAGAGGAACGAACUGGUACUGGAGCAGCGGAAACUGUUGUCGCCAGAAGAGCUGUCGCUCCCGCAGAUCCAGGCAGCGCUCCAGGCUGCAGCGGACAAGCAGCUGAGUCUCCAGGCCGAUGUGGAAGCCCUACAAGACAAGGUGCGGCUAGAACUGAAUGCCAUUGAGGAUGCGUGGGAACAGGACAUGAGCGCCAAGGGCUACAACAUCCACGACCUCAGCGAAGGCGUCGUGGUAGGUCCGGAAGUCGAGCAACGCACGGAAAAGGAGGCGCAGGCAGUCGUCGACUCUGGCGCGGUCACUGCGGCCGCCGAAACCCUGAACAAGUUGAACAACGCAGAGGAGAAACUAGCCGCUGUCGAGGAGGCCAUGAAAGAUGUGAACUCGGUCAAUGGCGAAGACAAGACAGAACUGGAGACGAUUCUAGGACCCCUCCAGAAGCUCCCCGGAAAUCGGAAACAGCUGCAGGAAGGGGUUGCGGAACUCCGAGAAAAACUGGAACAAGAAAUGGGCACGUUGGAGCACUUGGAUCCGACAGACGAAGAAGGUGCAAAGGCAAAGGACCAAAGCGAGGAGAAGCCGAUCGCGGCGAAUGUGGACGACGCUGAUUCCACGGCCGAGUCUGAGAAAGGAAACAAAGUGCCGACUUCAAAUGAAGAGGCUAACUCUGUGCAGACAGAUGACCGAGCAGAGGCAGCCGCCGCUGCCAAUAACAAUGUGGGCGAUGAAGCAACAGAGGCGACCAAGACGGAGAACACACUGUCUCCUGGAGGCACGUCACGGCGUCUCGCGAAUGUUCUUGAGUUGUUCAAGAGCAAACGCGAUCCGUCGCCGUUCAAGAAAAUCGAGAAGAUCGACGUGGGUCCGAUGGAUGCGUGCAUGCAGGUCCCGAUGCUCGAGGCGACCGUUCAGCGCCGCCUGAAACCUCAGAGUGACGAGGAGACGAAGGAAAAGUGCGUCCACAAGCUGGCGAAUCAUGCGUAUCGUCAACAGCUGCGGUACAUCCAUAGUGGCAUGUUCUUUUCCGAGGGUCCACAGGGACUGACGCCAAUCAUGUACGACGUUCCCUCGGUGCACGUGACUCGGGCCUGGAGCGAGUACUUUGGCUACACCCACAUGUCGCGUUUCAAGAGUGUCAUGAAAGACAUUCGGCAUGGGCUCCAGUUUGUCCAUCAGACGUACAAGACCUAUUCAUUCGUCGAAGCGAUGCUGAUGGAGCUGCGCGAGGCACAGAGGCGAAGAGAGGAAGAACUCGAACUUCCCUUCGAUCAGGACAUUGACGUGAAGGACAGUGACAUCGACAUGGAUGCACUGCUCGCUGCGAGCGAAGCACCCAAGAAUCCCGAGGAAGAAGCAAAAGAAAAGAAAGAGAAGAAAGGAGAGCCAGAGGAGCCGGAGCUCGGUGAAGAUGAACCCGGGGCAGACAUCCCCAUUGAGGACAUCGACACAAGCUACGAAGACGACUAAAGAUCACAGCAAACCUAAGUGCGACCACAUGUGUAGCCACCAGCGCUGUUUCGGUCGCCGUCACUCGUGGCGCAGCCGAACGUUCAAGGAGAUAUGAAGCACAGAAAAUAUCACCCAGCUGAGCGGAGAGCUCUAGGACCGUGACGGCUUCCUUGACAAAUCCGUUGCGUCGGUUUCCAUUUCUAGAUAGCACCACGAUAUGUUGCGGAAGCCCGACUGAAGAAAUCGGACUGGGUGGGGUGAAUCACGUUUUUCUGACUCUGUAUUAGUACUCGCCUUGAUAUCGUCGAAGAAUAGAAGGGCAUGGACUCCUUCCAGUUCUCGGACGCAUCCCAGCUAAUUCGAGGGAAGCGACAGCAGAACUGAGACUUCCCGGUCACAGUGACAACCAAAGAUUGCUGGAUUCUGCGGAGUUCUUUCGUUCUCUGGACCACCUGCGGGGCUGGAAUGCGCUACAGUGACAGGUCGAUGGAUAGGCAUAGAAAUUCACGAAUGAAGCAACACGCCUGUGGAACUAAUGACUGUCAAGCGCCCGUGCUGCGGAAGUCUUUACCACAAAGGCUCGCAGACAGAGGCGUCUGUUCCUAAAGGCUUUCGGUUUCAAAACGAGAGAGUCUACCGCUUUCAACAUUUUUUUGCAUGCUUUAUUCUGGAGCCGAGUUACAACGUAUCUGCUCCCGUCGAGGAAAACAAACUUGGGAGAGGUCUUGCAAGUUCCGCUGUGGAAGCCCUCUCGCCGCUCCAGCUAAGGUGUCGGUAUUGCCAGGCGCCGUUGUGGCAUCCUUGUACUCCCCACAGUGGACUUGCUAUGACGCAGCUGAAAACAUCCAGAAGGAUGUGCAGCUUUUCCCGCUUUUCGGGACUCGGUCUAUGUUUUAAGUGUUUUCACGAGUUGGAUGAACUAGUUCGCUUUUUUGAGACCUGCGGAAAGCGGGGACGAGCGCUGAAGGUAUGCUGUACCUGGUUCCGUUUCACGUGAAUUGCUUGGCGUGUGACUCGAAGUGCAGGAAGUUGUGGGAACACAUGCAGACGGCUCUGCAUUUUGAAGAAAGGGGUCGGCGCGUGUUUUAUCUCCUAUCGAAUGAGCCGCUUGGGAGAUCGGAGAAACGUCGGAGGUUUCCCGUGGCGUACAACUGUGGUGAAGGCUAACGCUAGACAAGGAAUUCCAGGUUCAGUGACAGCGUUUCUCAAAUCUGUGAAAAGCAGUUUUAUCUUAUUAUCAUAAAGGGCGGUAUUUGCUGAAUCAAGAAGGAACUGAUCUUAUUAAAACCUGCAUGUUUCUGAAUUUACGUUGGAACGGAAGGAUGCCUUGUAGUUCAGUGUCUCACCGCGUGUGACGCCACUCGAUCUCGAUUCUGCGGGGGCACCCUCUGGACGUGGGUUUUCACAGAUGUGGCUUCUUCCCAAGGAGAAAAUGCAUUCCUAGAGCACGAAUCAUCGUACUUACUUGUUGGAAUGAUAAUUUCAUUGAGGACGCAACGAUCGCCCCUACCUGUCAGCUUAUUCCCCGUCGCCAAAUCAGUGAUGCAUGACAACAAAAAGAGUUCCUUACUGUUACAUGACGCGAACGCUGGCAUCCAAGAACAGCUGGGCGUAAUAUGGAACUACAGCAUCACCCCAGCAAAACCAUCCCUUGCAUGUGCAUCGAUUGUAAAAUCACGCAUUAGGGAACCCAAAAAAAUGCAGCUACAAGCCGGCUGGUAACGUCGUACGCAUUUGUGUCGGUUUCCUACGCCACUCCAGCUACGUGGAAGCACCCAUUCUGGGAGUUAACCUCAGGAAAUGCACUUCUAGUAAGCCUCAGCGAUGAAGUCAUAUGCUGGUCGUGUCAGAUGGACGCUGAAUUGAGUGUCAUCAGUUGCAACAUUUGCGCUUGUCUAGAGGUACUGCUGACCUGUAGUUUAUCAACAGUCCGUCAGGAACGGUUGCAGCUGAACCCAAUCCCCCGAGGAAUUCCCACAGUAUAUUACCCAGUUGAUUUUGACGUAAUCUGCUACCGCCACCCAAGAAGACCAAAAACCACUUCGCGAUAUUCCUCUGAUGCACCAGAAUGUGACGUCUGAAGGAGAGCGGUGUUGGUAAUUCAAACACACCUCAGCAAUGUCUGCCCUGUAUCGUGGCUGUCACCUGCAUGCCUUCCUGUUCAAUAUGGACCGAUUUACAGAACACAAGGACAACCUCAUAUUGAGACUACUCUUACGGACUCAAACCUGGGCAAGCUGCCUAUCCAAUCUAAAAACAGGUGGUGAGUGUCUUGAAGGCAGGAACCUCCAGUCCACGACAGCGCAAACGAACACGUUUACCCUUACUAAGGCAAGAGCCAAGCGCUUGGCCACCCACAUAAACAAAGAACAGAGAAAGAAUGCGUCACCCCCGUUUAUCAUGAGUAUCUGGGACUUUAUUCACACGGGCAAUAGAACCCAGUUUUGCACGCAUUCCACUUCUGGGGACACUUCACACACUCCGGUGCAACUAGUGGCCCCACCGCAGCCAUCACCGCUAGGCGCCAAGCGGCGCCGAACCCAAAAUGGAUGUCCGCCUUCCUUAUCCCGACUUUACCACAGUCACUGUCCGCGGCACUGAACAUGCAUUCAUAAAGCAGAUAUUGGGAUUUUGCUUUCUUUCCCGCGCUGUUGCCGAAUUGCGCAAACUUGGUGAAAACCCGCUCGCGCUCCUCGCCGUAGCCGGUGCGUCGGCGAAGCAACUGAGCUGUGUCGGCGAGGUAAAUUUCCCGUGCCUGGCACGUGGCGGGCAACGGAAACGGGAUCAAAAAAAUAACGAUAUUCGUGGCUGACCAUGCACUUUGUCAUACGGAUGCAUGAUCGAAUACCCGUUUAAGUCGUGCAAGUGAUGCGGAAUCGAUAUAGAGGGAAUCUGGCUUGGCUGAGAAACCAGCUCUGAAUGUGGGUCGACUGCAAGAUGCAAGUACUUUCCACUUGCAGUGCCCUUGAACUUCGUCGCUUGCGGGCGGCUCGCAAUCCCGGAUGGCCUUGACCAAAAAUUUUUUUCCAGGAUGGAUAUCAGGCGAGGUGUGCACUCUCUCCGUCGUGGGUGUCCGAAGGAUUUUGUGUCGCAAAUCGGGCUGUGCGUCUCUGUGGCUGCGUUGC